Messenger RNA from Ailuropoda melanoleuca (giant panda), 2252 nucleotides. It is a transcript of the gene GIMAP6, whose product is annotated as GTPase, IMAP family member 6. NCBI's taxonomy places the organism in Eukaryota, Metazoa, Chordata, Mammalia, Carnivora, Ursidae. Gene Ontology annotation, cellular component: cytosol. The coding region runs from base 356 to 1249 and encodes 297 amino acids. The record is from RefSeq and is a predicted model, not a curated record. Gene Ontology annotation, molecular function: GTP binding. The transcript is spliced from 3 exons.
GGCCAUCCUAACUGAUGGCGGUGGGAGAUGAGCACCAAGGUCCCCGGGCUCCCAGCGGGACUCUGCCCCACACCCUGAAGAUCCCUCCCUGUCACCCUAAGCUCAGAACCCGGCCCCGCCUCUCGCCUUCUGCAGUCCUCACUGCCCAGCCUUCCCCAAAGCUCAGGCCUGGACUGCGCUUAUUGGCCCAAGACCAUCGUGACUCCCCCCGCCACACCAUGCCAGCCCCUCCCCACAACUUCCUGCCCGUGCCCUCCAGAUCUUUCCACUGCUCUCAGGACCCAGGAUCAGACCUGCUUCUGCUCUCGGCUCCUUUCUGUCAUCUCAGAACAGCUCCGGGUCCCUGGCUAACCGAAUGCCACCUACUCCUGCAGAGGAAGAAGAAUACGUACAUAUUCUCGCGGACAGUCCUGAAGGAGCGCUGUGUCAGGAUCCUAGACGAGACACGUUAGGAGGCCUGGGGGAGGACCCACAGAGCCCGCGGACACUGAGGCUGCUCCUGGUGGGGAAAACGGGCAGCGGGAAAAGCGCCACAGGAAACAGCAUCCUGGGCAGGAGAGAGUUCGAGUCUAAAGUCAGCACACGACCGGUGACCCUGAGCCUCCAGCGGGGCAGCCGCAGCUGGGCCGGGCGGGAGCUCGAGGUGAUCGACACCCCCGACAUCCUGGGCCCGCGGGCCGGCCCGGAGGCGGAGGCAAGGGCCGUCUGCGAGGCGAUGGCCUUCUCAGCGCCCGGGCCGCACGCCGUGCUGCUGGUGACACAGCUGGGCCGCUUCACCGAUGAGGACCUGCAGGCAGUGCGGCGCCUGCAGGAGGCCUUUGGGGUGGGCGUGCUGGCGCACACGGUGCUGGUGUUCACGCGCAAGGAGGACCUGGAGGACGGCUCGCUGGAGGAGUACGUGCGCGACACGGACAACCAGCACCUGGCCCAGCUGGACGCCGUGUGCGCCCGCCGCCACUGCGCCUUCAACAACGGGGCGGCUGGCGCCCAGCAGGAGGCGCAGCUGCGGGAGCUGCUGGACAUGGUCGAAGGGGUCCUGUGGGAGAACGAGGGCCGCCCCUACAGCUACCCGGCCUACCGGCGCUACCCGCAGCUCGGCCCGCUCGGGGACGCGCGGGACACGCAGGUCGGCUGCGGACAGGGCUCCGACCGGGCGCCCCUGCAGGAGGCCCUGCUGGAGGGACUGUGCCAAUUCCAGAAGGAAUUCCAGAAGGCUCACAGGCACCUGCUGAAGAGGGCGCCCAUUUGAGCUGGCCUGGACCGCAGCCCCUGGAGCCUGCUGCCAUCCUGUCCCUUGCGCUCUCCGUCCCUGGGGGUGUCUGAUGCGGCGAGGCGAGAGGCGGGUGCCGUCCCCAGUUCCCCCGCUCGCGCCCCAGGGCCCUCAUCAUCCCUUCCAGAAAGCCUGCAAAGGAAGCAGUUGAAUGACUUAAACGCUGCGGGGAGUAGCCUGCCUCCUUAACGGGGAGACCUCUGCGGCACGGGGGUGUCUUUUUGGAAGGCUGCUCCUACAGACGGGGUCCCUAAGAAGCCACCUGGGAUUGGAGAAGCGGGCAGGUUGGGGGUCUGGCUCUGGCCAUCUGACUGCAUAAGGACAGGGAUGUGCCUCAGGUGCCCUUCAGCUGCUUUGGGGUUCUGUUGCUUCUGGGGAGUCUGACCAACUGACAGAAACAGAAUAGGAGCAGAUGGGGGGGGGGCAAAAGCCUCCCAAUAGCUCCUCUUUUCCUUUCUUCGAGCUGUGCACCAGAGGGGCUCUAGCUACCUUCUCCUGGGGCAGGUGGGAAAUGGAGGUCGGGGAGACAGUGUUGGAGGGCAAUCAGAAAUCAGAGGACAGAGCCUCGGGUCUGUCUGGACACUUGUCCUCUGGUCGGAGAUUCUCUACUACCAGAUGCCCAUGGACUGCAGUCUCCCAGUGUGGACACCAUGACACCCACGUUCCCCAGACUCAAUGGACUCCUAAGAAAGCUUGAGCAUUUCUUCUGCUAGGAGAUUCAGAAAAGUGUCUCAAGGCACAACAGAGAAUUAUUUUGCGUGCAUACGUAAGACAGCCCUUGUGGGGGUGCCUGGGUGGCUCAGAGGUUGAAGCGGCUGCCUUCAGCUCAGGUCAUGAUCCCGGGGUCCCGGGACUGAGCCCUGCGUGGGGCUCCCUGCUCAGCAGGGAAUCUGCUCCUCCCUCUCCCUCCCCGCACUGGUGUUCUCUCCCUAUCCCUGUCUCCUCUCUCUCAAAUAAAUAAACAUCUCAAAAAUAAAAGAUA